This is a messenger RNA of Fomitiporia mediterranea MF3/22, 3448 nucleotides long. Its product is annotated as Ca-transporting ATPase. The record is from RefSeq and is a predicted model, not a curated record. Gene Ontology annotation, molecular function: ATP hydrolysis activity; P-type calcium transporter activity; ATP binding. Gene Ontology annotation, biological process: calcium ion transmembrane transport; intracellular calcium ion homeostasis; manganese ion transport. Gene Ontology annotation, cellular component: plasma membrane; Golgi membrane; endoplasmic reticulum. The transcript is spliced from 10 exons. The coding region runs from base 1 to 3249 and encodes 1082 amino acids. NCBI's taxonomy places the organism in Eukaryota, Fungi, Basidiomycota, Agaricomycetes, Hymenochaetales, Hymenochaetaceae.
AUGCACGCCCACCAAAAAAAGCGCUCAGCCUCCAACGAGCUCCCGCUCUUUGCCUCUCGCACAGCAGGUGCAGGCACAGGCACAGGCGGUCACAUCUCCUCCUUCUCAACAGCCUCCUCACUCUCCCGGCAGCCGCUCGCAGGCAGGGGCCCAGGCUAUGCAUCCCUAACCCACCAACAGCGCGACGCCUCUCCCCCGGCCUCCGCUUACUUUUCUGGCUUCUCAGGAUCAGAGCAGCAGCCCACCGCCUCUGAGGACGCCAGCGCACACUUUGCGUAUAGCACUACUCUUAGACGACAUAAUACUCUUACUAUUUCUGACUCGGGACAUAUGUCUGGUUCUGCUGCGGGACCUUCUUCUGCUUCUUCUGCUUCGUCUAAGCUACGCUCGCUGGCACGGAUUGUUAGUAACGAGGGCGUGGAAUUGUUGGGACGUGUUAUCUCUGGUAGACCUUCCACCGAAGCAUACCGAAUGGAAGAAGGUUUGAUGAUGAACGGGUCUGCGAAUGUUAAUGGGCAUGUAGAGAAAAGUACGGAGGAGACGCCAUCAUCUAUCCAUGCACACACAACAGUAGAGGACAUAGCAAGCCACUUCAACACAUCACUCACAGAUGGCCUUUCCUCCAGCGCUAUCCCACCUCUCCGAGAAAUUCAUGGCUACAACGAGUUCUCCGUCGCCGCUCCCGAACAUGUCCUCAUCAAAUUCGUCAAAUCGAUAUACGAGCAACCGCUAAUUCUCUUGCUUUUUGGGAGUGCUGUUGUGUCCGCUGUGAUGCAUAAUAUAGAUGAUGCGGUUAGCAUUACGAUUGCCAUUCUAAUUGUCCUUACUGUCGGCUUCGUACAAGAACGGCGGUCGGAAAAAUCACUAGAAGCGCUAAACAAGCUAGUUCCGCACUAUUGCCAUCUCACCAGAGACGGCCAAACAACAAACAUCCUCGCAAACGAACUCGUACCCGGUGACCUAGUCACAUUCUCAGUAGGAGAUCGGAUACCUGCAGAUAUCCGACUUACGACUGCUGUGGAUUUGGAGAUUGAUGAGAGCAGUUUGACGGGGGAGACGAAGCCUGCUGUUAAGAGUAUUGAGGCUGUUUCGCGUGGGACGGAACAAGCGAGAACGGGUGAUACGGUUGCUCUUGCUGAGAGGACGUGUAUUGCGUAUAUGGGUACUUUGGUUAGGAAUGGUCACGGAAAGGGAAUCGUGAUUGCUACUGGUGGACAAACGGAGUUUGGGGUGAUCUUUUCGAUGAUGCAGGAUGUCGAAGAAAAACGCACACCGUUGCAGCUUAACAUGGACGAACUAGCCAAGAAGUUAUCUAUGUUCUCUUUUGGUGUUAUUGGCGUCAUAUGCGUCAUUGGGAUCUUACAGAAGAGACAUUGGUUGGAGAUGUUUACUAUUGGAGUAUCCCUUGCUGUGGCUGCUAUACCCGAAGGUCUCCCCAUCGUAACGACCGUUACGCUCGCUCUUGGCGUUUUGAGGAUGUCAAGACGGAACGCGAUUGUCAAAAAGCUACCUUCUGUGGAGGCGCUUGGGUCUGUUAGCGUGAUUUGUUCUGACAAGACAGGGACGUUGACGAAAAACGAACAAACUGUCAUUGAGAUCUACACGGUCGACGAGAUGAUAGUCGUCGAGAAUGGGAAUGGGAAUGGUCUGCCGCCUAAUACUAAGUUGACUCCCACUUUGAGGAAGGCGCUACAAGUUGGAUCGGUAUGUAAUAAUGCACGAGAGAACGAAUUGGGUGUAUUCGUGGGGCAGUCCACCGAUGUGGCGUUGAUAAAUGUUUUGCGAAUAUUUGACUUGUCGGACCCGCAACCGGAAUUCAACCGCCUCUCAGAACGUCCGUUCAACUCCGAGCAGAAGUACAUGGCUGUGAGCGGGUCCUUUAUGAAUGACCCCGAUACUCGGGAGCGGUGUUAUAUGAAAGGUUCUUUGGAAUCAGUGCUCGACCGAUGCAAGUUCUACUACGUUUCAGACGACGCAUCGCCUGCUCUUGACACCACUUUGCGGAACAUGAUCCUUGCAAAGGCGACGGAGGCGGCAAGUCGUGGGUUACGAGUCAUCGCACUUGCGUAUGGUUUCGGUUCAGUUGAUACCCUCGAUCAGACUCAAAGUCUGGUAUUUGUCGGGUUCCAGUGUAUGCUUGACCCACCGCGUCCGGGAGUUGCAGAUUCGAUCGCGGCAUUACAAGCUGGAGGUGUACAUGUUGUGAUGAUAACUGGUGACGCAGAGCAUACUGCGUUGGCAAUCGCGAGACAGUUGGGUAUGAUUGUGCCUUCUGGAGGUGCGGGGUGCGUGACGGGAACUGCGAUUGACCGGAUGUCACCUGCGCAAUUGAGAGAUCGAAUUGGGAGUGUUGCGGUGUUUGCGAGGACGACGCCGAGGCAUAAGAUGGCGAUUGUGGAAGCGUAUCGGGCUCGUGGGGAUGUUGUAGCGAUGACGGGCGAUGGGGUAAACGACGCCCCUGCACUCAAAAUGGCCGACAUCGGCGUCUCAAUGGGCAAAAGCGGUACAGACGUAGCGAAAGAAGCAGCAGACAUGAUCCUCGUCGACGAUAACUUCAGUACAAUUCUCUCCGCUGUAGAAGAGGGCAAAUCGAUAUUCUAUAACAUUCAAAACUUCCUUUCGUUUCAGUUGAGUACGGCUGUCGCGGCGUUGACGUUGAUUACGAUGAGCACGAUGUUUGGAUUGCAUAAUCCGCUUAAUGCAAUGCAGAUUUUGUUUAUUAAUAUACUUAUGGAUGGCCCGCCGAGUCAGUCACUUGGUGUAGACCCGGCGGAUCCUGCUGUGAUGAGAAAACCACCUCGGAAGAAGGACGAAGAAGUGAUUAGUAGACGGGUAGUUGGAAGGGUGGUGUUCUCUGCGUCUGUGAUCGUGUUUGGUACGCUCUUUAUCUAUGCGACUGCCCUUGGCGAUUCACGGAUAUCAAGUCGGGAUCAGACGAUGACAUUCACAACCUUCGUCUUCCUCGACCUCGUCUCCGCACUGCAAAACCGAGGACUCGGAUGCCACCUAACUCAAAAUAAAAUGUUAAUCACAACAGUCGGGAUUUCCGUCCUAGUCCAACUCGCACUUGUAUACGUUCCGGUAAUGCAGAGGGUGUUUCAGACGACUGCGUUAGGUGGAGCGGAUGUGAUUACGCUUGUGAUGUUGAGUGGGACGGCGUUUGUUGUGCAUGAGAUGAGGAGACGGUAUGAGAGGUGGUUGAAUGCUAAUGGUGAUUUGGGAGGGGGGAUUGUUGGUGGAGUUGUUUGAAUGAAGUGAAUGACUUACUCCUGCUGCUUUCCGACCUGUUCAUCCUUUAUAUUAGUGGUUUUGAUUGAUUGUUCGUUCGUUCAAGUGCAUUGUGUGAUUUGAUAGAUUGAUGGGGAAUGGACCUUUUUCUGUGUAAAUAUUAUACAUGUGCAUAUAUACUAUAAACUAUAGUUUAGUUUAGAUCUGAACAAUGUAGAAG